Messenger RNA from Paramuricea clavata, 183 nucleotides. NCBI's taxonomy places the organism in Eukaryota, Metazoa, Cnidaria, Anthozoa, Malacalcyonacea, Plexauridae. The record is from the annotation of a GenBank genome assembly.
GUAACUCCUGAUCAUUGGAAAGUUCGAAACCUUGCUCAAAUGAAUUGCCCAGAUUACGAGAUGCCAUGUAGCGACAACAGCGACUGUCUUGAUUGUAACGAACCAUUGGAAUGUUUGGAUCCCACGAACAAUUUGCAAUUCCUAUGUCUCCUUGCAGGUGAAGAUGAUCCAAAUGGGAAAUAG